CCGGGCGCGGACGCCGAGGAGCGUUGGGGCGCCCGUCUGCCCUGUCCUUGAGCUCUGCGUUUGGGGCAGCCGGCAUCACACUUCUCACUGGCCUCCUACUCUCUGAGCAGAGCAUCGGAAGGAGCUAUGGAUCCUGCAGCACUGGUGGAAGCGAUGGUGGAAGAAGUGGCCUGUCCCAUCUGCAUGGCCUUCCUGAGGGAGCCCGUGAGCAUCGACUGUGGCCACACCUUCUGCCACAGCUGUCUAUCCAGACUCUGGGAGGUCCCAGCAGAAUCCCAAGAAGCGGACUGCACCUGUCCUGUCUGCCGAGCUCCUGUCCAGUCAAGGAGCCUACGACCCAACUGGCAGUUGGCCAGUGUUGUAGACAAAGUCCGCCUGCUGGGGCUACAUCCAGGAUUGGGGCUCAAGGGUGACACGUGUGAGCCUCACGGGGAGCAGCUAAAGAUGUUCUGCAAAGAGGAUGGCCUGAUGAUGUGUGAGAUCUGCAGCCAGGCCUCAGAACAUGAAGCCCACUGUGUCGUGCCCAUAGAGGAUGUCGCUUGGGAAUAUAAGUGGAAACUCCACGAGGCUCUGGAACAUCUGAGGAAGGAACAGGAGGAAGCCUGGAAGUUGGAAGUCAGUGAGCGGAAGCAGGCUGCCGACUGGAAGAUACAGGUGAAAACCCAAAAGCAGAAUAUCAUGUGGGAAUUUGAGAAAUAUCAGCGGUUACUACAGGAAAGACAGCCACCAGGUCCCAGACUGGAAGAAGAGUUAGCUGCAGCUCUGGCCAGCCUAGAGCAGGAGAAGGGGGAGACCAUGGAGAAACUGGAGCGGAAUUAUGAAAAGCUCACCCAGCAGAGCCGAGUCCUGGGGAGGAUGAUUGCGGAGCUGGAGGAGAGGGCUCAGAGGCCCGUCCGCUGGAUGCUGCCGGGUAUUCAGGAAGUCUUAAACAGGAGCAAGUCUUGGAUCCUUCAGAAGCCAGAAGUGGUCUCCUUGGAGCUACAGACGGGUCGCUGUGUGCCAGGGCUUAGGGAGAUCCUCAAGACAUAUGCAGCUGACGUGCGCUUGGAUCCAAAUACUGCUUAUUCCUACCUCGUUGUGUCUGAGGAUAGGAAGCGCGUGCACUAUGGAGACACCAAACAGAAUGUACCUGACAAUCCGGAGCGAUUUUACCGCUACAAUGUUGUCCUGGGCAGCCAGUGCCUCUCUUCUGGCCGGCACUACUGGGAGGUGGAGGUGGGAGACCGUUCUGAAUGGGGUCUGGGAGUGUGUAAGGAGAAUGUAGACCGGAAGGAGGAGGUCUACUUGUCCCCUGACUAUGGAUUCUGGGUGAUAAGGCUUAGGAAUGGAAAUGAGUACCGGGCAGGCACCAAUGAAUACCCUCUCCUCUCCUUGCCAGUCCCUCCACGCCGGGUGGGAGUCUUUCUGGAUUAUGAGGCUCAUGAUGUCUCCUUCUACAAUGUGACUGAUGGUGGCGCCCACAUUUUCACUUUCCCCCAUGCUUCCUUCCCUGGGCGCCUCUUGCCCUUUUUUAGUCCUUGCUAUAGCAUUGGAGCCAAUAACACUGCUCCCUUGGUGAUCUGCUCCCUGGAGAAAGAAGACUAA
Messenger RNA from Ochotona curzoniae (black-lipped pika), 1584 nucleotides. It is a transcript of the gene TRIM68, whose product is annotated as tripartite motif containing 68. The record is from RefSeq and is a predicted model, not a curated record. Lineage: Eukaryota; Metazoa; Chordata; Mammalia; Lagomorpha; Ochotonidae. The transcript is spliced from 7 exons. Bases 127 to 1584 code for a protein of 485 amino acids. Gene Ontology annotation, molecular function: protein binding; zinc ion binding.